Clunio marinus is the source of this 225-nucleotide messenger RNA. The record is from the annotation of a GenBank genome assembly. Lineage: Eukaryota; Metazoa; Arthropoda; Insecta; Diptera; Chironomidae.
AUGUAUUAUGAUGUAACAUUAAUUUCAUCAAUGGAAGAUUCUUUGACUGUUAUUUUGUCAACAAUAUCUGAAACACUAAACAAUGAUAAAAUGAAAGCAUUUGAAACAAAACACAAGGGUCUCUAUUGCUUUAGUUUUCCUUAUAAAUUAAGUUUCCGUCUACAAAAUGAAGCUCUAGAGAAUAUUCAGUUAUUUUAUACAGUUAAGAAGCAGCAAAUUUAUUAG